Messenger RNA from Epithele typhae, 264 nucleotides. RefSeq lists its product as uncharacterized. Lineage: Eukaryota; Fungi; Basidiomycota; Agaricomycetes; Polyporales; Epitheliaceae. The transcript is spliced from 2 exons. The record is from RefSeq and is a predicted model, not a curated record. Bases 1 to 264 code for a protein of 87 amino acids.
AUGACCGUUAUGCCAUCAGACCCCCCGUCGCCCACGCACGCACCCCGCUCCGGUCCGCAUCGCACGCCCACUACGCCCACCACGCCCCGCCCCGCACUCUCGCCCGCACAGGCAAUCGCGCAAGCAUGGCUUCGCGAGUCGGCAGAGUCGCAGCACCAGUGGCGCAUGGCCGACAUCCGCGCAAAGCAGAAGUACCUCGACCCCGUGCGGUGGAGCGUGGCGGGCCCCCUGCCGAGGAAGAAGAGGGAGGGCGCGAAGAUGUGA